Messenger RNA from Sinocyclocheilus grahami, 5397 nucleotides. RefSeq names its product BDNF/NT-3 growth factors receptor-like. Lineage: Eukaryota; Metazoa; Chordata; Actinopteri; Cypriniformes; Cyprinidae. Gene Ontology annotation, cellular component: signaling receptor complex; axon; plasma membrane. Gene Ontology annotation, molecular function: ATP binding; brain-derived neurotrophic factor binding; brain-derived neurotrophic factor receptor activity. Gene Ontology annotation, biological process: cell surface receptor protein tyrosine kinase signaling pathway; positive regulation of neuron projection development; protein phosphorylation. The coding region runs from base 388 to 2745 and encodes 785 amino acids. The record is from RefSeq and is a predicted model, not a curated record. The transcript has 17 exons.
CUUUAACGUCCCCCUCCACAUGUAAUUACAGGAUGGCUGAGGGAGAUGCUCGCAGGUACGCGCUGCUGCCUCUUCACACGCGCGCAGACUCAGACGCACACGCGCACCGUCUCGCUUGUUUUCUUCCCCAGCGCUGGAUGUGAGACGUCAGCGUCACCACCGCAGCCCGUAGACACACACAGCCUGCGGCCACACGUUUUACCACCGCGUCUGGAAGAGGCGAAGCCCGGACAGCGCAACAUAUUGGCACGCGAACUGCGUAAUGUUGUCUUGCGCCACUCCAUGACAGUCUCGCGUCGCGCACACCGUCUUUGCGCAUCCCACAGCAGCGGCGUUCUUCUCAUCUCGGAAUUGCUGGAAAUACUAUAAGACAUUACACGACGCUGAAUGCACCGCGCUAGACCUGCCAUGGCCGCAGGGGUUCAAGGAAUGGCUCGCUGGGGGUUGUGUGGGGUUUUAUUCGGGCUGCUGAGGCUCAGCUCGGCGUGUCCUGUGUCGUGCUUUUGCACUGCCUCGAGGAUCUCGUGUAUCGAGCAAGAACCAGGCAUCGAGGAUUUCCCUGUCUUGGUGCCGGAGUCUGACAUGGAAAACAUCACGGACAUAUACAUCUCAAAUCAAAAAAGGCUACUUACAAUCAAUGAGGACCAUAUGAAGUUCUACUCAAAUCUCAGGAAUUUAACAGUGACCAAUACUCACCUGACAUAUAUAUCUACGAUGGCCUUCUUCAACAAUUCCAAACUUCAAUAUCUGAAUCUCAGAGACAAUAACUUAUCAACACUCUCUUGGAGAGCACUUCGUAAUUCCAAUUUGUCGACUUUGUUGCUCUCCGGGAACCCUUUACAAUGUGAAUGUAAGAACAUCUGGAUCAAAGUCUGGUUGGAUGACAGUGAGAGAGACGGCCUGCAGUGUCUACAGGAAGGAGGAAGUGCAAAAGCCCUCUCUAGACUCACUCUUAAUUCAUGUGAGUAUCCACGUGUCGAGGUUAUCCCUGCUGUUGUCAAUCAAAUGGCAGGAAGUGAUGCUACAGUGAUGUGUAGUGUGUCUGGAGCCCCGACCCCUGAGCUCUCCUGGAGCUUAAACUCCAGCGAUCCUCCUCUCUCAACCAGCCAUGAGUUACACUUCCUCUCCUCCUCCCCUCUUCCCUUCUCUCUCGUUCCUCUGCUCCUUCUUCUUUCUCCUGAGUCAGUUCCCCCUACUAUCGUGCAGCUGUACCAGCCCGUGAGGAACCAGGACUGGUGCAUCCCUUUCACUGUGACGGGCAACCCGAGGCCUGAUCUGCACUGGUACCACGAGGGGAAGCUGCUGGAGGAGCAGCAGUACAUCAAGACCGAAAUCCAUGAAAUCACGGAUACGGAGUACCACGGCUGUCUGCAGCUGGACAUUCCCACUCAUAUCCAUAACGGCAUCUACACGCUGGUGGCUAGCAAUGAGUUCGGAGAGGACAGGGGAAACGUGUCGGCACACUUCAUGCACACACCUGAUGAGGACCACUCAGGGACAGAGGGAGUGUUUUAUUACGACACAACAUUUAGUCCAGAUACCCCACCACUGGAGGACAAAGUCGCGGUUUACAUAGUGGUUGGAAUAGCUGGGGUUGCUUUAACUGGAUGUAUCCUGAUGUUAGUUUUCCUCAAGUAUGGCAGAAGCUCCAAGUUUGGCAUGAAAGGCUCUUCAUCUGUCAUUAGUAAUGACGAUGACUCUGCCAGCCCCCUCCACCACGUUUCCAAUGGCAACAACACACCAUCAUCAUCGGAGAUGGGCCCAGAUGCCGUUAUUAUCGGAAUGACAAAGAUUCCAGUCAUUGAGAACCCCCAGUACUUCCGUAACCCCGGCAGCAUACUGAAAUCGGACACUCUCGUCCAACACAUAAAGCGUCACAACAUUCUGCUAAAGAGGGAGCUUGGAGAAGGGGCUUUUGGGAAAGUGUUCUUGGCUGAAUGUUACAACUUGUCUCCUGACCAAGAGAAGAUUUUGGUGGCUGUUAAGACUCUGAAAGAAGCCAGCGAAAGUGGGCGAGCAGACUUCCACCGAGAGGCAGAGCUCCUGACCAACCUGCAGCAUGAGCACAUUGUCAAGUUUUAUGGCGUGUGUGUAGAAUGCGACCCUCUCAUUAUGGUGUUUGAGUAUAUGAAACAUGGAGACCUCAACAGAUUUCUCAGGGCUCAUGGUCCAGACGCGGUGCUGAUGGCAGACGGACAGCACAGUUUGCUGGUGGAGUUAACUCAGCCUCAGAUGCUGCACAUUGCUCAGCAGAUAGCAGCAGGCAUGGUGUAUCUGGCCUCACAGCAUUUUGUGCACAGAGACCUGGCCACACGCAACUGCCUGGUGGGAGAGAACCUGCUUGUCAAGAUAGGAGACUUCGGCAUGUCCAGAGAUGUGUACAGCACCGACUACUAUAGGGUGGGUGGUCACACCAUGUUGCCCAUCCGCUGGAUGCCCCCAGAGAGCAUCAUGUACAGGAGAUUCACCACAGAGAGUGACGUGUGGAGUUUGGGUGUGGUCCUUUGGGAAAUAUUCACAUAUGGCAAGCAACCCUGGUACCAGCUCUCAAACAACGAGGUGAUCGAGUGUAUCACACAGGGUCGGGUGUUGCAGAGACCUCGUACUUGCCCCAAAGAGGUGUAUGACCUGAUGCUGGGCUGCUGGCAGAGGGAGCCCUACAUGAGACUCAACAUCAAAGAAAUCCACAACCUGCUCCAGAGCCUGGCCAAGGCCUCGCCUGUUUACUUGGACAUCCUGGGCUGAUCCGUUUGCCAGUAUGGGUGUGUAAUUGUUAGCAAGAAAAAGUGUGUGAAUGCGUGGUAUAAAAGGGAUGGUUUCGAUUAGAAUGAGUGAUUGAAUAUAGAUGUGUGUGUUCAUUAAAAAUGGCUUGUGCUUCAGCCUUCUCACCACAUAGACUAAAGGCCUUAAAGUUGACUGUGUGCAUUGCUUUGAGUUUUUCCACAUCUGGACAUGUCCAUAUCUGUCAAGCAUCAUUGUGUUUUCUAAAAACCCCAAAUGGUCUACAAACAGAAACAUCUGAUUGUUGUAAAUAUGCGUCAGAGACAAUGUAGACCUUUUGUUUAACAACCUUUUAGAAAAAGGUCAUUUGGUUUAGGAAAGUUUAUAUUUGUUUUUCUUUUACCAUUUAUUUAACGAGAUGGACAGAAUUCGGACUUGAUGAGGACCUAGUCAUUAGCACAACGCUGUCAAAGCCCUGGCGACAUUCUGGCAGACUUUACGCAAAUCGCAAUACUAUUUAUACCGCAAACUAUCGAGUAACAAUCAUGGAACUGCCAGAAUCAUGUUUCCUUUUUUUUUUUUUUUUUAACACAUCUGAUCUAAUUUUAGAUUAAUCUGUGCCAAGUUUUGAUGUCUAAUGCUGAGGUUGAUGAAAGGCGUUUUUGGACAUCUCAGUGCACCCCAUCUUACUCAGUGCGAACUUUGUAAUAGAAGUACAGCGACAAGACUUUUUUUUCUUUCUUCGGAAGAGGCUUGAGGUUGGACACCGAGUGUUUGGAGUGAGCACAGAGGCAAAGUCACCAGCAGUGGCAUUGAAAUAUUUCCUCAGACACUGUUUGGCUCCCGGGCCAUAUGCGCUGAAGUUCUGAUUCAAAGGGCACUUGUCUCUCUAACUGAGGUUCGAAGAACAAUGAGAGAGAUGUUGUUCUUGUGUCCAUCAGUGGUAACACGUUAGGGUGCUUACACACUAGAAAACACUCUGACCGGACGCUUGAUGAAUUGAAUUAUGCAAGAGGGUGUGGAAAGAGCCAGACUGCAUAAUUCAUCCAGGAUAUUUUCCUGCCUGAGGCCCGAGAGGCUGCGAUAGUUUCCAGGAUCCCUACGACUCUAUAUCGGAUUAUGGAGGGAUGGAUGGAUGGAUGGAAAGAGCCAGGACUGUUUGAAAUAAAGCAGAAAUACAACCAAUUGGAUUUCUGAAAGCACAACUGGACCCACCUCCCUGGGAUUCUCAGUAGUCAACAGAGUGCAUUCCAGCCAAAGUACAAAUUCCCUCCACUUUUGGUCACAUAACGGAGCAUCAGAAUCGACAAAUUCCCAGCAUUCUUUGACAUAGCGUAAACUAGUAUGUAGGCACCCUUAAUAGUUGUCAUGUUGCAAUUUGAUGGACUUUGCCUUUGCAAAGACUGAAGAUUUCUUUCUUACCUGUUCCUGGGAAGUAUAUCCAUAGAUGUUGUCCAUAACACAACAGGCCUGCCUGAACAGCUGGAUUUCAUUUGAUCUCGGAUUAUUCAUUAUUAUCUGUUUAUGUAUCAACUGCGAAAUAACUGCUAAAUAAUUUGUGUAUGUGAUAAUCUAUGAUCGGUUUGUUUUGCUGUAUUGUGGGCCGUUUCAAAGCGAUGGGCUUGGUGGGCACUGAAGUGAAUGUUCAUGUGAGAAUGACUCGAGUCGGACUGUCCCUGAGGUCACAACAGGAAGACCCUAUGAAGGGACAGUCCCGAUUCAACCUGUGUGUUUCAACCCCGCCAGACAAGUAACCAGAGGACGACUGCCAACCAACAGGGUUUAUUUAGACUACAAAUGACUGAAUGGCAACUGAAAUUGUCAUUUUCAUAUGACAUUGUAUUCAGACCCCUUCGUUUUUUCACGUUUUGCCGUAGCCUUAUGCUAAAAUGUGUUUUCAGUCUACUCUCCGUACGCCAUAACGACAAAGCAAAAACAUCUGUGAAACCUGCUAAUUUAUAUAAAAAAAGAAUAAUAUUAUAAUAUAUAUAUCACAAUGACUUAAGUAUUCAGAACUUUAACUCAAUGCUUAGUUGAAGCACCUUUGGCAGCAAUUUCUUCAGGUUAUUUUGGGUAUAUUGCGGCAAGCUUUGCGUCCUGAUUUGGGGAUUUUCUGCCAUUCUUCUCUGCAGAUCCUUAAAAUGUCGGGUUGAAUAAGUACUAUUGGUGGACAGAGAUUUUUUUUGUUGGGGUAGUAAAAGUCUGAACUCUGGCUUGGUCACUCGAGGAUAUUCGUAGUCGUCCCAAAACUACUCUUGCAUUAGCUUGGCUGUGCUUAGAGUCACUGGACCAGUCUCGAGGUCUGGAGUGCUUUGGACCAGGUUUUCAUUAAGGAUAUCUCUGUAUUCAGUUUUCCUUCCAGCCUGAUCCUAAGUACCCCAGUCCAUGCUGCUGAAAAACACCUCCACUGCUUCACUGUUGGGAUGGUAUUGCGCAAGUAAUGAGAGGUGCUUGGAUUCCUCCAGACAUGACACAUGGAAUAAGGCUCACCAGACCAGAGAAUCUUCUUUCUCACAGUCUGAGAGUCCUUUUUUUGGCAGAUCUAAGCUUUCAUGUGUCUUGGACUUAGGAGAGGCUUCCAUCUGUGCUUUGUAGGCAGUUCCUUUGCCCUUACGGCUUAGUUUUUGCCCUGAUUUGAAUUUUAAUAAAGUAAAAAUAAAGGUGCUUCACGAUGCC